AUGACGAUCCGCAUCCUCGUCAACGCGGCGCUGCUGGCCAUCCCCAUCGCCGUCACUUUGGGCAUCUUGUUCGGCCUCCAAUCGCACCGAGCAGCAACCGGCCAGCCGCCUCUGUUUGCGCCUGAGCCUCCCCCGAUUCCGUCGCCCAAGCCGCCGGCACCACCAAAGAAUGGUGUCACCAAGACGAGAUACUGCCAGAAGUCGUUUGGAAUUACGCCUGAUACCGAGGGCCAGCAAUAUACCCUGAACCCCAACCAAUGGAACUGGAACCCCGGUGACCCGGGAGCGCUCUGUGUAAAUGUUACCACGUUUAACAACGGCACAUAUGCCACAAAGACCACGGCUCCCCAAUUCAUGAUUUCUUGGCAGUACCCCGCUGGACCGCAGGAUGAUCCAGUUCACGCUUUUCCCAAUAUCCAGGUCGACAGCGAUGUGUUCCCUGCGACCAUCAGCAGCAUCUCCAAGGUCGAUAUAGAUCUCGCAUGGUCCUACGGUAUUGGUAACGAGACUACCGUUGCCGCGAGUCUCGCCGAUCUCACAGCCGAUAACCUCAACACCAACGUUGCCAUCGACAUGUUCAUUGAUAGUGACAAGACGGCUGCCCAAAACCCUUCAAAGGCCAAGUACGAGCUCAUGGUUUGGUUUGCUGCCUUCGGCCCCGCUACUCAGCCCAUCGGCUUCGGCGAAGGUCCCGUUUCCACUCAGACGCUGGACGGCAACACAUUCAAACUCUAUGCUGGUAUCAACCAACAGAAGCAAAACGUCCUGACAUGGUACUCGGACACGCCGGUGGAAAAGUUCAACGGAGACAUUUCUCCCCUCAUCAACAGCCUGUUCAAGCUCACCGCUACCGCCGCCGACCUUCCAAAGUCUGGCGACUACCUAGGGUACCUGGCCCUGGGUUCCGAGGCCUUUUACGUGGACAAAACCGUCACCCUUUACGUGCCAAAACUCUCGAUAGAUAUAGAAGCGGCUGCCUCAAGUAGCACCUAA
Trichoderma aggressivum f. europaeum is the source of this 993-nucleotide messenger RNA. Its product is annotated as CAZyme family GH12. The record is from RefSeq and is a predicted model, not a curated record. Gene Ontology annotation, molecular function: cellulase activity. The transcript has 4 exons. Bases 1 to 993 code for a protein of 330 amino acids. NCBI's taxonomy places the organism in Eukaryota, Fungi, Ascomycota, Sordariomycetes, Hypocreales, Hypocreaceae. Gene Ontology annotation, biological process: polysaccharide catabolic process.